Messenger RNA from Ustilaginoidea virens, 213 nucleotides. RefSeq lists its product as uncharacterized. The transcript is spliced from 2 exons. The record is from RefSeq and is a predicted model, not a curated record. Lineage: Eukaryota; Fungi; Ascomycota; Sordariomycetes; Hypocreales; Clavicipitaceae. Bases 1 to 213 code for a protein of 70 amino acids.
AUGCAGGGAUAUCCCAUCCAGUCCGUAUACAAGGCCCCUAAGAAGCAGCGACAGACUGGCAUAGCCAGAGGCGAUAUAGUGCCCCUGGACCUGGAUUUCCUCUGCCACCUCGAGUCGCAAGUCGCCACCGCCCGCCCCAGGCGCGGAGAAUCGCCACAAUACAAGGCAUCGGAGCUGUUAAAUAUUCAUAGCAAUAGACAGAAUAUAAUAUAA